Molecule: messenger RNA, 345 nt
Organism: Babesia ovata
Lineage: Eukaryota; Apicomplexa; Aconoidasida; Piroplasmida; Babesiidae
Product: mitochondrial import inner membrane translocase subunit
Exons: 1
Coding region: 1-345 (114 amino acids)
Biological process (GO): protein import into mitochondrial matrix
Cellular component (GO): PAM complex, Tim23 associated import motor
Molecular function (GO): ATPase activator activity
Source: RefSeq, a predicted model, not a curated record
AUGCCAUGGCCGUUGGUGGCUGUGGCGUGCGGAGGUGGAAUACUCGUCGGCAGAUACCUCUAUAGACGGUUACCGGCGCACUGGAGAGUGCUGUCGCGCAACCCUGGACAGCUUACCGGUGUAGGCAUUAUGGGAGGCCGUUUGGGCCGAAUGAACCUAAAAGGGUUCGAGCAGAAGAUGACCUACUCCGAAGCAUGUAGCAUCUUAAACGUGUCGUCGACGGCAUCCAAGGACAAGAUCCGCGAAAACUACAAACAACUCAUGAUGCGCAACCACCCGGACAACGGAGGAUCCACCUACAUCGCAUCCAAGGUCAACGAGGCCAAGGACUACUUGCUUAAGUGA